Messenger RNA from Hemicordylus capensis (graceful crag lizard), 4458 nucleotides. RefSeq names its product zinc finger protein 665-like. Lineage: Eukaryota; Metazoa; Chordata; Lepidosauria; Squamata; Cordylidae. Gene Ontology annotation, molecular function: DNA-binding transcription repressor activity, RNA polymerase II-specific. Gene Ontology annotation, biological process: negative regulation of transcription by RNA polymerase II. Bases 132 to 2936 code for a protein of 934 amino acids. The record is from RefSeq and is a predicted model, not a curated record. The transcript has 8 exons.
GUUCUAUGCGGGAGGCUGUUGGAUUCAGUUGGCUACGACGGUGAGGAGAGCCUGGUUAGGGAUCGACUGUGGGCAACUGGACAAUCCACAGUCAGUUUUGCUUGUAAGGUUCCUUCCAGCAGCAUUACAAAAUGACUACUGAAGGAGAUAUUUGGAAAUUCCCAGAAGCUGCCUUGGAAUACAAAGCAAAGAUGGAAUACCAAGCUGGCUCUGGAACAGUUGGAGGCCUUGAGGGUGGAAGCACUGAGGAAUGCUGGGAAAAGACAGAGCAGAAGAGGCUGGGAGAGGACACCACCAGCUCAGAGGGACAGCGUUUCAGGCAGUUCUUCUGCCAGGAUGCCGAGGGACCCCGAGAGAUUUGCAGCCGACUCCACAUUCUUUGCCACCAGUGGCUGAAGCCAGAGAGACACACGAAAGCUCAGAUCCUGGACCUGGUGGUCCUGGAGCAGUUCCUGAGUGUCCUUCCCCCAGAGAUGGAGAGCUGGGUCAGAGAAUGUGGAGCAGAGACCACUUCUCAGGCAGUGGCGCUGGCAGAAGGUUUCCUCCUGAGCCAUGCAGUGGACACGAGGCAGGAAGAGCAGCAGGGUCAGAGGAGAUCAAGAGAGGACACAGAUUUCUCUGAGGCAGAGAAGGUUCCUUUGGACCCCAGACAGAACCUGCUCUUCAGGGGGAUGGUGGAAGAGGGUGAGAGAGGGGUCACCCUGCCAAGUAAGAAUGAAAGAGAUGGUGAAAUCACAAUGGCCCUUCCUUCCAGACCUUCUCUUUUGGUCAAAGUGGAAACAACAUCUGGGCAACUGAACCAGGGACCAGGGACCUUGGAAGAGGUGGCUGUGCAGUUCAUGAAGGAGGAGUGGGCUCUGCUGAAUCCAGACCAAAGGGCUCCACACAGAGAAGUCACGGAUGACAUCUGUGGGCAUCUGGCCUCUCUGGGUGAUGGAGGGGAGAGCGAGAGAAAGGGUGAGCAGCUGGGAAUGAAAACGGAAGCAAACAGAAGGAAUAAAAAUCCUCUAGUAACAAAUAAACUAACCAGGAAAUCAAACCUCAGUACAAAUCCAAUAAUUUGUGCAGAUGAGAAAAACCAUGAAUGUUCACAGUACGUCGAGAACUUCAACCACAAUUCUAGCGCUACUUGCCAUCAAAGAAACCACAAAGGAGAGAAACCAUAUCAGUGCUCAGAGUGUGGAAAGAGCUUCAGUUAUCGGUCAAACCUUACUUCCCAUCAAAGAAUACACAAAGGGGAGAAACCAUAUCAAUGCCCAGAGUGUGGAAAGAGCUUCACUCAUAGACCAGGCCUUAUUUACCAUCAAAGAAUACAUACAGGGGAGAAACCAUAUCAAUGCUCAGAAUGUGGAAAGAGCUUCAGUAAUAGCUCUCACCUUACUUCCCAUCAAAGAAUCCACACAGGGGAAAAACCAUAUCAGUGCUCAGAGUGUGGAAAUAACUUCAGCCGGCGCUCACACCUUACUUCCCAUCAAAGAAUCCACACAGGGGAGAAACCAUAUCAAUGCUCAGAAUGUGGAAGGAGCUUCAGUCAUAGACCAGGCCUUAUUUCCCAUCAAAGAAUCCACACAGGGGAGAAACCAUAUCAAUGCUUAGAAUGUGGAAAGGGGUUCACUGAUAGCUCUCACCUUACUUCCCAUGAAAGAAUCCACACAGGGGAGAAACCAUAUCAAUGCUCAGAGUGUGGAAAGAGUUUCAGCCGGCACGCAAACCUUACUUCCCAUCAAAGAGUCCACACAGGGGAGAAACCAUUUCAGUGCUCAGAGUGUGGAAAGAGCUUCAGUCAUCGCACACGCCUUAUUUCCCAUCAAAGAGUCCACACAGGGGAGAAACCAUAUCAAUGCCCAGAAUGUGGAAAGAGCUUCAGUGAUACCUCUCACCUUACUUCCCAUCUAAGAAUCCACACAGGGGAGAAACCAUAUCAAUGCUCAGAAUGUGGAAAGAGCUUCAGCCAGCGCUCACACCAUACUUCCCAUCAAAGAAUCCACACAGGGGAGAAACCAUAUCAGUGCUCAGAAUGUGGAAAGAGGUUCAGUCAUAGACCAGGCCUUAUUUACCAUCAAAGAACCCACACAGGGGAGAAACCAUAUCAAUGCUCAGAAUGUGGACAGAGCUUCACUCUCCAAGGUUUCAGGUACACACAUCCAAAAUUUCACACAGGUGUUAAAAAAUAUGAAUGUUCAGAGUGCGGAAAAAGCUUCAGCCAGAACUCACAUCUUACUUCCCAUAAAAGAAUCCACACUGGGGAGAAACCAUAUCAGUGCUCAGAGUGUGGAAAGAGCUUCAGCCACAGCUCAAGCCUUACGUGCCAUCGAAGAAUCCACACAGGGGAGAAGCCAUAUAAAUGCUCACAGUGUGGCAAAAGCUUCAACCAAAGCUCUAAUCUUACUUGCCACCAAAGGAUCCACACAGGGAAGAAACCAUAUAAUUGUACAGUGUGUGAAAAGAGCUUUAGCAACAGAUCAAGCUUCGCUUCCCAUCAAAUAAUUCACAGAGGGGAUAAACCAUACCUCUGCUCACAGUGUGGAAAGAGCUUUAGCCACAGCUGGAGCUUUACUUCCCAUCAAAGAAUCCACACAGGGGAGAAACCAUAUUGCUGCAGUGUGUGUGGAAAGGGCUUCAGGAGUAGCUCAACUCUUAAUUCCCAUCAAAGAAUCCACACAGGGGAGAAACCCUAUCAGUGUUCACAGUGUGGGAAGAGUUUCAGCCACAGUUCAACCCUUACUUCCCAUCAAAGAAUCCACACUGGGGAGAAACCAUACCAAUGUUCACAGUGUGGAAAGAGCUUCAGUGACAGCUCGACCCUUACUUCCCACCAAAGAAUCCACACUGGGGAGAAACCAUAUCAGUGUUCACAGUGUGGAAAGUGCUUCAGCCACAGCUCAACUCUUACUUCCCAUCAAAGAAUGCACAUGGGUGCAACCAUAUCAAUGUAGAGUAUAGAAAGAACUUCAUCCAGCUGUCAAGCCUGCUGGAGAAGAGGAUACCAUCCCCCCCAGGGUGUGAGACUGGGGUGCUUGCCUCUUCUCUUCUGCCCUCCCUGGUUGCCAUCUGCCUCCCCCCAGGACUGCUUGCGGAGAGGCUUUGCAGGACUGGGGCUGUAAGGGUGCCUGGGCAGUUUUUCCUGGUUGCACCUGCUGAGCUUAUUGCUCAGCCUAUAUAGGAAGACUGCCGGUGGUAACCUCCAGACUGAACUUCUGUAUUGCGCUCUACGUGGGGCUGCCUUUGUAUGCAGUCCGGAAACUUCAGCUGGUUCAGAAUGCGGCAGCCAGGUUGGUCUCUGGGUCAUCUCGGAGAGACCACAUUACUCCCUUGUUGAUGGAGUUACACUGGCUGCCAAUAGGUUUCCGGGCAAAAUACAAAGUGCUAGUCAUAACUUAUAAAGCCCUAAACGGCUUAGGCCCUGGGUAUUUAAGAGAGUGUCUUCUUCGCUAUGAGCCCCACCGGCCGCUGAGGUCACUUGAGGAGGUCCGUCUCCAGUUGCCACCAACCCGUUUGGUGGCUACACAGAGACGGGCCUUCUCGGCUGCUGCCCCGAGAUUGUGGAAUGCGCUCCCUGCUGAGAUACGAUCCUCCCCAUCUCUGGCAAUUUUCAGCAAACACCUGAAAACACAUCUCUUCAACCAGGCUUUCUCAGCUUUUUAAAAAUUGUUUUUAAAUUGUUCUGAUUAUUUAAUUGUUGUUUUAUGAUGUUUUUAAUUGUUAAUCAUUGUUUUAUGUUUUAUAAUUUUUGUUUAAUUAUCAAUUGAUUUUAAUGGUGUUUUAAUGUAAACCGCCCUGAGCCUUUUGGAAGGGCGGUAUAAAAGUUUUCAUCAUCAUCAUCAUCAUCAUCAUCAUCAUCAUCAUCACAGCCCUGCUGGAUCAGGCCAAGGCCCAUCUGGAACAGUUUUCUGUUUCGCACAGUGGCCCACCAGAUGCCGCUGGAAGCCACAGGCAGGAGUUAAUUAACAUCAAAGACAUGACUCAGGAGAGAGCUCAUUUGAAUGCUCAAGAGACUGUAAUCCAGUCAGGGCCCUUUCUGUCCUCUCACGGCUGUAAGCCACCUACAUCUAUUUUAAGGCUAGGAAAGACAUCAUCCUGAGAUACCAAUCCAGGAGCAGUGUGGGACUUGCACCCGCUCCUCAGCCGUGGCCAUAGAAAGAGGGCAGAGGAGGAACAGACUCCCUGUUCUCAUGAUAAGGGCGAGAGGGGUCCACACUCACAUGCGUAUCAUCCAAACCAGCCCGAUUCCUCUCCCUGCUUGGGUCCUGCCCAAGGCCCUCCCCUCCCCUCCAGGCUGCUCCGAGGCAGAGAGGAAGCGGAGCACUGAUGCCAUCUCUUCCUUUUUUCUGCAAUUCAGGGAUUGGCCCAGGCAACAGGUAUGUGCUGGGGAACACCGAAUGGUGGUAGUGGUGGUUAUUGUGUUCAAGAAAUACAAAGGAACUCUCUGAUCAAAUAAAUAUGGUUUGGUUUGCUGUA